CACUGAGCGGCGCCAUGCACGACACCGAGACUAACCGCUAGCCAGCAGAAAUGCCUCCUGAAGACCUCGACCCAGCCCGAAAUGUUCUGCCCAGGGCACACGCUGUCGUACUAUUUCACUGAUACAAGAUGUGAAGAGGGAAUAAUUGUGACAAAAUGGCGAGGUUUUGAGUCUUACUUUUCUGUUUCGCUCGGUGUAGCGUGGCACAGGCAGUGGAUCGUUUCCAAAGUUGUCGGUUAGCAGGGCGCGUGUGAAGGAUCGGAAUUAAAGGCGCAGUGCACCCGUUGUAGCUGCAAACAUGGAGAAGAAGCAGCAGAGCGACUUGGACCGAGACAGACAGUACUGUGAACUUUGUGGGAAAAUGGAGAACCUCCUGAAGUGUGGCAGGUGCCGGAGCUCCUUCUACUGUAGCAAGGAGCACCAGAAACAGCACUGGAAGAAACACAAGCUCAUUUGUAAGGAAGCGGACAAGGCGCAGCUUCCCAAACAGAAGCCCGAGCAGGAUCCGCAGUCGGGGGACAAGGCACCAGAGAAAUCCCGAGAAAAUAAAAGCCCCAAGCAGGCGGACAGUGCACCUUUAAAACAAACCGCGAACACAGAAUCACCUGGGGACGGCGACAAACCGGGAGAGGACGGUUCAAACAACACCGCCACACCUAACGGACAGACUAGCUCAUCCCCUCACAAACUUGCCACGGAGUACAUAGUCCCGUGUAUGAACAAGCACGGCAUCUGUGUGGUGGACAACUUCUUAGGGGCAGAGACUGGGCUAGGCAUUUUAGAGAAUGUCAAAGCCCUGCACAAGACGGGCAGGUUCACAGACGGACAGUUAGUCAGUCAAAAAAGCGACUCCACUAAAGAUAUCCGAGGGGACAAAAUCACGUGGAUAGAGGGGAGGGAAGCCGGCUGUGAGAAGAUCCGCUUUCUGAUGAGUCGCAUGGACGACCUGAUCAGAUAUUGUAGCGGCAAACUGGGAAACUACACGAUAAAUGGAAGGACAAAAGCAAUGGUGGCAUGUUACCCUGGAAACGGGACAGGAUACGUGCGCCAUGUGGAUAACCCCAACGGCGAUGGACGGUGUGUCACAUGCAUAUAUUACCUUAAUAGAGAUUGGAAUGCCAAGGAACACGGUGGCCUUCUUCGGAUCUUCCCAGAAGGAAAGGCCCAGUUUGCCGACAUAGAGCCCAGAUUUGACCGUCUGCUGCUGUUCUGGUCAGACAGACGGAACCCUCACGAGGUUCAGCCCGCCUUCACCACCAGGUAUGCCAUCACUGUGUGGUAUUUUGAUGCGGACGAGCGAGCCAGAGCUAAAGAAAAGUACUUAACAGGUGCAGGAGAAAAAGGAGUAAAGGUUGAACUCGACAAACCAUCAGAUCCCAGCUAGUUGGAACCCUGCAUCCCCUACAAACAGCCAUUAAGUGCUCUGUCCUAAGAAAGUGGCCUAUAGAGAGCAUGUGUGUGUGUGUUUUACAAGGCAAAACAGCAGACUUUUGCUAGAGUGGGUGGAAGAUCCAUGCUCAUGGAGACAAAACAAACAAAUAGACAGUAAUUUCUGUUCAUUUUAAGCAAACCUGGACGACCCAGCGGACCUUGAAUGUCAUGACAUUGUACUUAAAGGGAUUGUGUGUUGUUGUUGUUUUUUUUUUCUGUCAUUUCACCUCUUCGGUGGACAACGCUUAUGUUAUAGCUGACAUUUUCAGAACAUCACUUCAAACAGGAAUUAAACUCAGAGAAUCUACAUCUUUUUGCGUAUAGGUUUUUGCAGUUAAUUCCUUAAAGGUACAGUGUUCUGCAUAUUCUUAACGUGUUAUGCUUUUCACAUGGAAUCAGCUGUUAUAAGCUACUGUAUGGCAAAAUGUGCUCGAGUUUGCAAUAAUAUGAGGAAUGAUCUGAAUUAAAAACACCCUUUUUCUGACAGAACCUCGUUGGUCUUAGUUUGAGUUCAUUCACCUGCAGCACAGUAGAAGCGAAACUGUGCCGUUUGCCGUCUUGCUGCUCCUGCUCCCUGUCACACUGAUACAUGAACCAUCUGGAUUAGAGACAAGUUAGCAGUAUCAAUACACUGAUCGGACUUGUGGGUAAAGGGCACACCGUUUGCCUCUGCCUUGCCUCCCCUCCUGUUUGCACUAUGUACAGCUCCAUGCCGCCCUCUGCUGGAAACCUACUGUGUACUGCACCUACUAUUUCUGUAAAUUUUGUGGCUUUAUGGAUAAAUAAAAUUCCAUAUGGUGAAAAUGAGUUUCUUAACAUUUGGAGAAAAAAAACCUAUUUAGCUUUAGAACAGCUAUCAACAAACCAGUAUUACCCACAGUACAUCUGUGAUCAUUAUCCUUAAAGCAGAACUGAAAGUAAGGUUGUGUGACAGAAAUAUUGUAGCUGCACUAUAAUCAGUAGUGAUUAAAACAUUUUAAUAGAUCAAAUGGUAAAUGACAUUAUCAACCAGUAAAUUAUUGUAUAAAUAACUUAAAGCUGAUUUUUCUGAAGUCAUUUAAAGGGCUCGAGCAUGUACCAGAGUUGGCUAUUUGUUUUUCGGUCUUUGAUUUAAUUUAUCAGUGUCUUUAUAUUUUAGCUUUCUGCAUCAGGUGACAGAAGCAAAUCAGAAGUCGUGUUACAUGAGUUCCACAAUCUCAUAAUAUUUUACUACCCAUACAAAGCUUUUCCAAGACAAGCUCCAAACUUAAGUCUCAGAAAUACACAGUGAGGAUGUUCCUGUUUUGUAAAUGAACAACCACUUACCUGCUAAACUUUAAAGUAUUAACUGCUGUAACUUUCCAUGGCACAUCAUGUAUUUAGAGCUUUCAGAAUGCAACCGUCUUUGAAAACAGUUCAUCAAUAAAAUGGGGAGA
Molecule: messenger RNA, 2846 nt
Organism: Toxotes jaculatrix (banded archerfish)
Lineage: Eukaryota; Metazoa; Chordata; Actinopteri; Toxotidae
Gene: egln1a
Product: egl-9 family hypoxia-inducible factor 1a
Exons: 5
Coding region: 299-1384 (361 amino acids)
Biological process (GO): cellular response to hypoxia; peptidyl-proline hydroxylation to 4-hydroxy-L-proline
Cellular component (GO): cytoplasm; nucleus
Molecular function (GO): peptidyl-proline 4-dioxygenase activity; ferrous iron binding; L-ascorbic acid binding
Source: RefSeq, a predicted model, not a curated record